Molecule: messenger RNA, 1087 nt
Organism: Spodoptera exigua (beet armyworm)
Lineage: Eukaryota; Metazoa; Arthropoda; Insecta; Lepidoptera; Noctuidae
Source: the annotation of a GenBank genome assembly
AGAGAACAAACGUUACGUUAGACAACACGCCAAAAACAAUCACAAUGAUAAUCCCAGAAUUUAUUCUCACGACGUUACUCGUUGUAUACUGUUCAGCAUUCAGAGCCACGACACCGCUUAUUAAAAAUGUGCAGAGAGGUGGUAUACACUUCGAGGGUCCUCAUUGGUCAGCUGCGGAAAACGCUCUCUAUUGGGUCGACAUACAAGACCAAAAAGUUUACAGAUUCGACGCUGAAACAUCCAAUAUCACUUGUAAAAGUAUUGGAUACGGCCCAGUGUCACUGGUUGUAACAGUGAAAGACUAUCCGAAGCUAAUUUUGGUAUCUGUGCGAUCCGAACUAUACUUUUUGUCGUGGGACUCAUUCGAAAAUGACAGUUCUCUCAGGCUAUUGAGCGUUGUAGACCUGGGCCUGCCAGACAACAGGUGUAAUGACGGCAAGGUCGAUGCUAAAGGAAGAUUGUGGUUUGGUACAAUGGGCAAGGAAGUGGAUAACAACGUGGACAAAGACCAAGGAACAUUGUACUUGAUGGAUGAGCACAAUUACAUUGAUCCAAUGGAAAAAGUUCGUCCAGUCACCGUCUCCAACGGCAUAGCGUGGACUGCUGAUAAAAAGUUUAUGUUCUACAUCGACUCUCCGACUAGGAACGUAGAUGUAUUCGAUUUUGAUCUCGAAGAAGGUUCCAUUCGGAACAGAAGGACACUCUUCAGUUUCCAAGCAAACAAUGUGACUGGGGUACCGGAUGGAAUGACAAUUGACAGUGAUGGUAAUCUAUGGGUUGCCUGCUUUAAUGGAUGGAAGGUAAUAAAAAUUGACUCCAGAGCUGGUAAACUUUUGGAACAGCACAGGUUACCGGUUUCAAAGGUAACAUCAGUGAUGUGGGGAGGACAUGAUCUGUCUACACUUUUUGUGACAACCAGCAAGGUCGGCCUGUCUCAGGCAGAGCUGAAUGCACAACCUGAAGCAGGCUCUCUAUUUGCAAUCGAAGGCACAGGGGCCAAAGGACUGCCUGAAAAUCAAUUUGUUUUUGCUAAUGCUGCAACUUUUUAAUUUUAAUAAAAUGUUGUUAUAAUUUGUUACAUUUUACA